Messenger RNA from Zygosaccharomyces rouxii, 2211 nucleotides. RefSeq names its product Lys14p (gene LYS14). Gene Ontology annotation, biological process: positive regulation of transcription by RNA polymerase II. Bases 1 to 2211 code for a protein of 736 amino acids. Gene Ontology annotation, molecular function: DNA-binding transcription factor activity, RNA polymerase II-specific; transcription cis-regulatory region binding; zinc ion binding. Gene Ontology annotation, cellular component: nucleus. The transcript has a single exon. The record is from RefSeq and is a predicted model, not a curated record. NCBI's taxonomy places the organism in Eukaryota, Fungi, Ascomycota, Saccharomycetes, Saccharomycetales, Saccharomycetaceae.
AUGUCGUCAAUGUUAGGCACAUCUGAUCCUGGCACUAAUAAAAGUAAUAGUGACGAGGUUAAACCAUUGCAGUCGUCAACCUCCGCCAAUUAUUUAUCGCCUGCAUCGCUUGAUAACGGAUUCUCUUUAACUGGGCCUUCUAGGUUUACACCUGACUUAUUUUCGAAGAAGGGUAGUGCACCUCCAGUAAUUGGUAGCAUCGAAUUGACUCCAUCCGACGAUAAGUUGAUGGCUACACCCGAGGCCCUAGCCAGCGCGAAUGGAGAUAUGGGGUCUCAGAAGACUGCAGGUAGUGUUUCUUCUACUGUUACCGACGGUGAAGGUAAAGUGGUGAAGAGGAAAUAUUCUAGGAAUGGAUGUACCGAGUGUAAGAGAAGAAGGAUGAAGUGUGAUGAAACCAAACCCACAUGCUGGCAAUGUGCAAGGUUAAAUCGUGAAUGUGUCUACAUUCUGAAUGCAAAGAAUAAAAAAAGAAAGCCAAGAGAAGCUAGAAUUAAGUCUACCGAUCGUAAUAAUAAAAAAGGCUUGGCGAAGACUAAUGGUUCCAUACCGCCUGCUGCUGUGGCAGUGGCUGCUGCUGCUGCCGCUGACGCGAAUACCAACAAAUUGGAAAAAGAUAUGAUCAACAACAUGCAGGUGUUGGAGCUUCCGAAUGUGAUUAGUGCCAGUAACAUGGAUGGAUACGAUGCGAACUUGUUGAUUCAAAAUUUGAACGAUAUGGUCAGUAUGAAGUUGAAUGAUUCCUUUUCUUUAAAUGAAGGCUUGAAAGAUUUCCAUUUACCUGAUCUCGAUAUUCCAGAAUUGAUGCCUCAGUCUAAGGCUUCUGAGAAUAGUGUACCAAUUUCAUUUUUAGUGAACAACGUGAUUACUUUUAACACAAGGUUGAGUUCUUUUCAAUUAGGUGGAGUUCAUGACAAAUACCUAGAAGUUUUUUUUUAUGAUUGUUUGGAUUCCAUAGCACCGUUUUUUCAAAAUCAAGGAAAUCCUCUAAGGGAUAUUAUACUUUCAUUUGCCCGUAACGAGUCUUAUUUGUUAUCAGCUACACUUGCUGUGGGGGCCUCUAUAGCUCACAGGAAUUCAAAUAAAUUAGAGGAUGAGAGAAACUACUGUGCGUAUUUAUCGCACUGUUUAAGUCUUUUGGGGGAACAAUUUCAAAAUGAGUCUAACGUGAUGCAUAAGAUUGAACCAAUAACAUUGACAGUUAUUAUGUUGGCGUGGGAUUGUAUUAACGCAAUGAAUUCACAGUGGAGAUCACACUUGAAAGGUGUUACUGAUCUUUUUAAAAAAAUUAAUUCGGGGAAUUCUUCUAAAGUCAUGAAUGUUGCCAAAUGUUGGUUUAAAGUGAUGGAAACAUUUGCUAGUAUAAGUACAGUGCUUGGGGGAUCGCUAACUGAUGAGCAAGAUAUGGAUUUGAUUUUUAACCCGCAAGAUUUCCAAUACAUUGACUCUUUGAAAUUUCUAAAUAUUAUGACGCCGCUAAAUGAAUUUAACUUAUUAAGGGGUCACAAAGAAGAUUUUGAUCUUGUAAUCAAAGAAGUGAUUAAAGCCUUGAAUGCAAUCAGAGAUCAGGAAAAAGAACAUUUUGUUGGUGAAGAAGAGAUCUUCCCCAAAAAUUUGGAUUACCUACAAUGGACACCGGAAGCCGAUACUAAGCAAACACUCUCUUAUUUUAAUACACAAAAGAUUUUGGUGGAAAUUGACAAACAGUUAGAAUAUGAAUUCAUUGAUAAAUCCGGUAUUAUACCGCCGGAGAGUCAAUCACAUCCUGAUAAUAGUCACAUUGACGAUAAUGCCAUUGAUGUAGUAGUUUUGAGAAGUGGUGAAAGAAUUGCUAUCAGUUGGUAUGAUAUUUCACAUCAAACACAAGUCCUUUCCGUCUUACUGACGGUUUUACUGAAACUCUUGGGUAUACCGAAGGAAUCAAUAACCAUCCAACAGGUGGUCAAGAAGAUAAUGUCUUUUUUCAAAUUCUUAGAUAGUGAUGAAGCACCGCAGAAUUCAAGAACUUGUUACAGUAAUUUUGCAGUCCUCAUUGCGGGUUUCAAUGCUUUGGAUGAGCCCACCAGAGAUCUGGUGAGAGCUUACUAUAAAUUGAACGGUGGUCGUUUCCGCAAACUAACGGAACACAAUCUCAAUAGGUUGAGAAAAGUUUGGUACGGCAAUGAUGGGGGCAAUUAUAGACUUGUCGACGAGGACGUUUUAACCUGGUAA